AGCCUGCUGCUCUCACAUCAUUUAAACCGCAAGGAAGUCUAGGUUAUAGGCUGAGAGAAAGGAGGUACAAAGUAGAGGCAAGCAAGAGCAGUGCAGCACUGUUAGAAAAUAUUCCACAAUACAGGAUUGGACAAGAAAGUCACAAUGAAGCUGUUUUGCCUGUUGUUGUUGCUAGCUAGUUCCAUUGCUGCCGUCCCUCUGGAGUCUUCAGGUAGAGAUGAGUACCCCACUCUGCCCUCCCAGGCCCUUACCACAGCACCAAGCCCAACCGAGGCAAAGUCUCGCUUUGCCAUGCUGGAUGAUGUUCGUCUACUCGCAAACGGCCUCCUUCAACUAGGCCAGAGUUUACGGGAGUUUGUCCACAAGACCAAGGGCCAAAUCAACGACAUCUUCCAAAAGUUGAACAUUUUCGACCGCUCUUUCUACCAGCUCACGGUGGUCACAUCUGAGAUCAAGGAGGAAGAGGAGGAGUUGAAGAAAACCACCAAUUUCUUGAAGGCCAACAACGAGGAGAUCAGGAACCUGUCGCUGGAAAUCAACUCUAAGAUCAACGGCAUCCUUCAGGAGCGUACACAGCUGCAGAGCAAGGUUGGGAACCUCGAGGAGCGGCUGAAGGGACUGUCACAGAGCAUUAUCCCUGCUGAUCAGCUUAGCGAAAUUACAACGCUCAAGGAAGUGAUUGAAUCUCAAGAAAAAACAAUCAUCAAUCUGCUGAAAGCUGUGCAGGAGCAGCAUGAUCAGCUCGACAACCAGAAAUCCAAGAUUAAAAACCUGGAGGACAAGCUAAACUAUGACAGCUUUCAAGAUACAGUCGAUAAGGCAAUGGGUUCAGACCCUGCAGCUCCUGAUAUGUUUGAAUAUCUGACAGGAAACACAACUGACCUGGACGUGAAUGGCCUCCCCAUGGAUUGCAGUGAGUUGUUUAACAAAGGAGAGGAAAACAGUGGAAUCUAUGUUAUCAAGCCAAACCAAUCUGAGCCAUUCAACGUUUACUGUGAAAUGAGUUCAGAUGGGGGUUCAACUGUCAUCCAACGCAGGGUCGAUGAUUCAGAUUUUGACCAGACAUGGGACAAGUAUGAGAAAGGCUUUGGAGAUCUGGAAAAAGACUUCUGGUUGGGCUUGAAGAAGAUCCAGAGCUUUACACAGCAGGGAGAUUACAUCCUGCGUAUUGAGUUGGAGGACUGGAAGGACAUGAAGCACUGGGCUGAGUAUAGCUUCUCACUGGAGGGUCCCUCCAAGGGCUACACCCUUCAUGUCAGCCACUUAUCUGGUGACCUGCCAGAUGCCAUGGCCAACAGCACCGGCAUGAGAUUCUCCACAAAAGACAGAAAUGAUGACAGCCACCGAAACUCCAACUGUGCUCGCAGUUACACAGGUGGUUGGUGGUUCAAUGCUUGUGGAGAGACCAACCUUAAUGGAAGGUAUUUGUGGUCGAGGGCAAAAGGACGCUCUAUGAGAAGAAAGGGCAUUCAUUGGAAGCCUGGCACUGGGCCCUCAUAUUCCCUCAAGAUGACCAAAAUCACAGUACGACCAGCUCUGACUGCUGAAAGCUUCAACUGAAGCUGAACAAGUCACGCAUUUUCUUCCAACACUACUGGGAUUUUUCACAAACAGUAAUAAUAUAUAAUGCUCAGCCAGAAAGUUCUAUAGAAGUGGAAAGUGAAGUAACAGACAAAUUCUUAUUUUAUCUGCACCAUAAAGCUGAUUACUUCCUAUCAGCGCUUGUUAGAGGCUGGUGCUGAACAGAUAAUAGGUCAAAAAAAGUCACUAGUCUGAAAAUGUUAAACUGUCGCAAUGAUGCAACCGUGCCACACAGGCCAUCAACCUAUUGGGUGUGAUCCGGCAAGGACAGUAGACUUGUAAUUAUGCAACAUCUCCAUUUGCAUCACAUUUAUUGAUCCACAUCAGCAACCUGAAUCAGUGCUGGCUGCAAAAUGCCACAGUACUGCAGUUGGAAAGAGGACUAUAAGCAGAGAUUUCGAAGUGAUUCUAACAACUGAGAUUGCUAGGCUGUCUGUUUAGUGAACUUAAAUGUAUUUGACAGCUUCUAUAUAUUCUAUAUAUUUAAAAUGUAUUAUCUUGUGUUGUGAAACUGUUUCCCAGGGGUCACAAAUACUAACAAGUUAUUAUAAAAGGCAUGCAUAUUGUAUAAGUCAAUGUUCAAGAGAACCACUGCUUCUCCAACAUCACAAAAAGUGUCCAUUAUGGUAAAUUGUUGCCAAUGAAGGUCUUAUCAUUGGUGCCCUGGCAUUUUACACAGUUUUAUGAAAAACUAUCUACAGUGGGGGCAAUAUCAGCAGUCAAAUACAGUA
This is a messenger RNA of Etheostoma spectabile (orangethroat darter), 2312 nucleotides long. It is a transcript of the gene angptl3, whose product is annotated as angiopoietin-like 3. The transcript has 7 exons. The record is from RefSeq and is a predicted model, not a curated record. Gene Ontology annotation, biological process: phospholipid homeostasis; triglyceride homeostasis; cholesterol homeostasis. Lineage: Eukaryota; Metazoa; Chordata; Actinopteri; Perciformes; Percidae. Bases 145 to 1560 code for a protein of 471 amino acids.